AUGGGGGGGAGGCUGAGGAGGGGGAUCGGGCCCUUCGGGAGGAAGAAGUGCCCGCCGGAGCCUGCGCCGGCUGCCACGAGCGCGGCGGCGGCGCCGCCUUCUUCGCCGGACUCGGUGCUCGCGCGACUCGACCAGAUCGACCUCCGUGUAAGCUACACCUUCUGUCUUCUUCUCCCUUCUUCUCCGUUAUUUUCUCUCUGUGACAAUCCCUCCGCCAUCACGAGGCAGCUCAGGCAGCUGGAGCAAAACCAGAUAGCGAGGCCGCCACCGCCGAUGCUACCGCCGGUGCCUGAGAGCUACUUCUCUGCCGACCUGAGGAAGGCGGCGGAGGCUGCGAGCUUAAGCUACAAUCUGCAGAAGCAGCAGCAGCAGCAGAAACUGAGCAAGGAUCGUCGACAGCAGAAGCCUCCGGCGUCGUCUUCCAUGUCAUCGGCCAUUCGCGAGGUCUGCCUCAGGGGGAACCUCAUGGACCGCCUCGGGCUUCUCGAGAGCCGCAUCCUGCAAGUACGGUGCACGUCUGCAGGAUGGAAACCAGAUUCUUUCUCCUCUCUCUCUCUCUCUCUCUCUCUCUCCGUCUCCGUAUUCGAGAGGAGGCUGAGCCCGUGAGGAUGUUUCCAGCUGAGCUUCGAGCUGGGGGAUCGGAGCAGCAGCAGCGGCGCGAGUUCUUCGUCCACGAGGAUGACGUCGUCCGGUGAGAGCGCGUGGGCGGUGCAGUCGGCCUCGUCCUCCGCGGAGGAGAAGCGAGUCGCCGUCGCCGCUGCCUCCUCGUCCCGGAGGCUCGCCGUGGGGUUGGCCCCAUGGAAGCUGGGCCUUGGCCACAGGCUUCAUCGGCGCAUGUCCAGGAGGAGGAAGGUGCAUGCCAACCUCUCUCGCUCUUUCUUCCUCUCUCUUCCUCUCUUUUCCUCUCUUUUCCUCUCUCUCUCUCUAUAUAUAUAUAUAUAUCUCAAUCGAUCUGUUUAUCUCUCUCUACCUCUCCCUCUCUGUAUGACUCUUUACCUCUCUCUCUUUCUCUCCCUAUCUAUCUAUAUAUCUAACUCUAUCUCUCUCUAACUCUCCCUCUCUGUAUGAUUCCUUAUCUCUCUCUCUCUCUCUCUCUCUCUCUACCUCUCCGUCUCUGUACGACUCUUCACCUGUCUCUCUCGUCUGUGACUCUGUGCAGGGGAAGGAUCCGAAGGAAGCGCUGGAAGCGGCGGAGAAGAAGGCGAGCGACGUGUGCAAGGAAAACAAGAGCGCUCGGCUCUACAGGAGGUGGUUCCCCGUCGGAUGCUGA
Messenger RNA from Spirodela intermedia, 1270 nucleotides. The record is from the annotation of a GenBank genome assembly. Lineage: Eukaryota; Viridiplantae; Streptophyta; Magnoliopsida; Alismatales; Araceae.